Schistocerca gregaria is the source of this 4470-nucleotide messenger RNA. RefSeq names its product 6-phosphofructo-2-kinase/fructose-2,6-bisphosphatase-like. Gene Ontology annotation, molecular function: ATP binding; 6-phosphofructo-2-kinase activity; fructose-2,6-bisphosphate 2-phosphatase activity. The record is from RefSeq and is a predicted model, not a curated record. The transcript has 10 exons. Gene Ontology annotation, cellular component: cytosol. NCBI's taxonomy places the organism in Eukaryota, Metazoa, Arthropoda, Insecta, Orthoptera, Acrididae. Gene Ontology annotation, biological process: fructose metabolic process; fructose 2,6-bisphosphate metabolic process. The coding region runs from base 1701 to 3167 and encodes 488 amino acids.
UAGUGUUCAGAGCCAUUUUGAACAACAUGAAUGACAAUAGUUCUACAACUGUUUUGUGGAGCACAUCGCAUAUUACUUCUGAGUGCUGAUGAUUCUUUGUACAGAAUAACGAGCUACAUUCUACCCGCUCAGAAAUUUUCAAUCCUAUCAGAAGAUUGGUUACAAAUUGCGCACGAAUGCAUUUCCUUUAGUACGAAUCGGUGAACGGCGUGAUACUGAAUUAAACACACUCGCGCCAAUAAAUCUACAUUCUUCGUUGCUAGCCUUGCCUCGAAUACAACGGGCGGCCUGUCAUCUUUGUUAAGAAGAAAAGAAGCCACUGCUGUCUAGCGCAGGACGAUCUUUGUUGUCUUCUCAUGAAUAUACUACAGUCAAGAACGAACGGUUUCUCUUUAGUUUUGUACCCAUCUGCCUCUCCAGAACAUGCUUACAUCUGAUUUCACUGCCUGUCGAGAGAAUGCCCCUGCCGGUAUAUACGCAAAUUAUAUUCCGUUAUUCGUUAAACUGGUUCUCACUUUGUCUACUGCGAUCUUUAAGAUGGUCAUCUUGAGUCAUAUUUCGUGAAUGAAAGAUAAAUGCCACUUUGGUACACCUUCCGCAGUUGUCUGAUACGUGAGCAACUGUUUCGAGCCAACGGAUUUAGUAGUAUAAGGUGUGUUAGAAACGUUCCUUAAAUAAAAAGGUAUUAUCUUUAAUUCUAAGUUACUCUCCGUUACAUAAGAUCUCCCAGGCAGUGAGGACUGCAACAUUAAAAUAAGGAGGCAACCAGUAUUUUGUGUGAAAGGUUAACAUAGCUUCUGCCCGUACAGUUCCCUUGCAGACAGUUUACAAGACAAAUGAAAUAGCUGUUUUAAAGCGAGGAUGCAAUUCUCGUCCGGCAACUGACCAGGUUUUGAUCUUUCGCCCCUCUUCGCAACCGCAGCCGCCUUCGCAUUGGCCGGCGCAGCAGCAUGGCAACAGAGCCUGACCGGAAUGGGCUCCCAGCUACAUGUCGCGCAUGCGCAAUGCGAUCGGAUGCGCGCGCAUCUGGGACUGGGAAUCGAUAGGAUAAAGCCGCAGCUGCGUUUGUUGUGCUUCCAGAAGAGACUGAGAAGAGCAAGAGGUACCAGUGGAGAGACUGUGUAGCCCUGCACUUGUGCUGUUUUCUUUUUCUUUUCCGUUUCAAAUAAUGAUAUUAAGCGAGUGGGUUGAAAGUGGUUGUUGCGAAUAUCGAGUACUUGAAGUAGAGAAGGCAAUCGUUUUAUAAAUUGUAAGGCUAACUGGACAGUAUUUUACUAGUUAGUGUGGACUUUUUUGUUCUCCGUUGUCGUGAGAUGUUAUAAAUUGCAUCUCGUCUGCGGGAAUAGUGAGGAAAGAGAGUAGUGUUUUACUGGCACCAGGUUCCAGUUUUCGAAUUCAGCCAGCAACAACACUGGCCACUAAAGACAGAGCGUGUAUUGGCAUGAGGCCAGACUUACAACAGUCAAUAAGGCAUACUUCUUCGGAUCACUUUUCAGAAGAGAAGAAUCAACUCAUUUAGUAGAAGGUCGUUGAACGCCGUAUUGAAGCGGCUGGAUUAUCCUACAGAUCGCUCGUGCAUCAUCUCUACGACGGAGACGAACGAGCCUGUGAAGCGGACGCUAGUGGUGCUGGCAGGCCUCGUUUCUUUGCUGUCGCACGUGGGAAAGUUGCUUGAGAGUGGUACCAGAAAAAAGGAAGAGAUGGCUCCGACGCGUAUGAGCCCACCGCAAACCAUGCCGUCGAAGGACGAACUGGCUGUGCUGGAGGCUUCGCAGAAGGAGGCCAAUAAUGGCACUAGAGGCACAAGCACACGUUCAGCAAAGGGAUUGGUUGUUGUUAUGGUUGGAAUGCCAGCAAGGUCCAAGUCAGCUACAGCACAUAAGCUAGAUCGCUACCUGCGAUGGACUGGUGAAAUGUCAAAAGUUUUUACAGUUAGCAAUUACCGACGUAAGCUGGUGGAGCGGUAUGACAACCACAAUCUGUUUCGAGCAGAUAAUAAAGAAGCAAUGGAGAUCCGGGCUAAGAGUGCCCAGCUUGCCAUGGAUGAUGCCACCGACUGGCUGAAAGGUGGUGGCAACAUCGUGAUCCUGGAUGGGACACACAUAGCUCAUUAUCAGCGGCAGAAAGUACAUGACCAUUUUGAGAAACGUAUGGGCUAUAGGUGCUUGUUUAUUGAAUGUGUUUGUGAUGACAAUGGCAUUCUUUCAAGGAAUGUCAAUGAAACAUUACAGAAUAGCCCAGAUUAUAAAGAUAUGAAUUCUGAAAAGGCUAUGGACGAUUUCAAUCAUAAAAUACAACACUAUAUUGAACAGUAUGAACCUAUGAGCUCAAAACAUGAGCCGCAAUACCGUUUCAUCAAGUACAUCAAUGAUGGAGAGUCAAUUGCUACCCACAAGGUCACAGGUCAUCUUGAGGCUAAAGUUCUGAUGUAUCUUUCAAAUUUCAGGCCAGCUCCAAAAACAUUUUACUUUUCAAGGCAUGGAGAAAGUGAGAAUAAUGUAUUAGGUCGCAUUGGUGGUGAUGCAGAUUUAUCACCACGAGGUCGAAUAUAUGCCAAAUCUUUGGCACAACAUAUCAAUGCUCUUCAUAUCCCCAACUUGAGGGUGUGGACCAGUGAACUGAAGCGCACAAAGCAAACAGUCCAGGGAAUUGGAGCUCCUGUGGAACACUUUUCAGAGCUGAAUGAAUUGGAUGCUGGUGUUUGUGAAGGUCUCAGUUAUGAAGAGAUGCAAGAGAAGUUCCCUCAGGAAUUUGCAUGGCGUGACCAAGAUAAACUUAGGUACCGCUAUCCCUGGGGUGAAUCGUAUAUCGAUAUAAUGAAUCGUUUGGAGACAAUCUUGCUAGAGCUAGAACACAGUGAGAACAUAUUAGUUGUCAGCCAUCAAGCUGUACUACGAUGUGUACUGGGAUAUUUUCUCAAUAAACAACCAGAGGACCUUCCAUACAUAAAUGUCCCACUGCACACAGUCAUAAAGUUGACAUCUGAUGGCUACCACUACAAAAUGGAAUGUACAAGGUUGCCUGUAGAAUGUGUUGAUACCUACAGGCAACAGCCAAAGAAUUGCUCUCCAGAUCGCACAACGCAAGAUGCUCUCAUUACUGUACCUUCCCAUUAUGAUGCUCUUGACCUGUGGAAACUGAAACAAUCACUUAUUGAGCAGCAUUGAACAGAUCUAGUGUAGCUGACUUUUUAAGUUUCACAUGUGAACACAAUGUUUUGUAAACAUAUGCUGAGUGCAAAAAUGAGGUUUAGAUACUGCUUGUUGAAAUAUGCUGUGUGUGACAUCACAUUGGCAGAUUGAAAGUACAACUUAAUUUUAAUGAGAGACCAACAGACACUGUUGAAGUUUUUUAUAUAUUCUGAAAUUAAAGUUUUUAGAUCUAUGUUCUAUACCUUUUAUGAAUGUAUUUUGUAUAGAGCAUCAAAGUAGUUUUGGACUAAAAUUGUAGAUUAUCAUUCAGAGUAGGAAAGAGUACUUUGUACCAGCCCUUUUUAUGAAAUUUCUACAUCCUUAUUACCCCUGUCAUUCCAGUGGUAAAACAAAUUUUGACAUAACUGAAAUUCAAAUUUAAAAUUCAGUAUUUAUGUUAAGCAGUAUAUGCAUGCGGUAGGUUUUGUCUGUUGUCGAGAUUACUUGCCAAUUUUAUUGUGAAGUUCCUAUUAGAUCAGUGAAUAAAUUGUAUUAUGGAUAAAGAAAAUAUUGCUUCCUUGCAUAUGAUCUGUGAUUCUGGGAAUAAGAACUAGCAGAACAGCAAUGUCACUGGACGUAAUAUACUUGUAAGUGAGCUGUAACAGGAUAAUAUCUGUGCCAAUUGUUUGUUGCAAGUUAGCUCCAUUUUUUUAUAUUGCAUUUUGCAUGUUUUCAUGCAAAACUUCUAGACUUGCAGUAUCCUGUGUUCUGAAGGUUGUUAACACAAUGGUAGCUUUUAUUAAGUACUUAAGAUCUUAUUCGUUUGUUAUAAUAAGAAAGUUUUUAAAGACUACAGGCUUGGCUGCAGUUUGUAUACUGCAUCAGGUGCUGUAUUCAUGCAGUUCAAUGCAAGUUUUAUCAACAAAACCGUUUUUUAUAAAGAAAAUACUCUAGUUAUUGAACUGUGUUACUCUGUUUUAAUGUGACUAAGUAAAUUUGUCCUCCCAUAGUCAUGUAACAAUAAAAGAAGUGCAAGAUCUGACUGAUAAUGUAAGUAAUCCCCAAAUGUGCCUCAUUGUGAACUAUGUGGAAAGCGAACCUGAGUGUUGAGUGAAACAGUGUCGCAAAUUUUUGGGGUAUCGUUUGAAUAUAAAAUGUAGUGAAUACAGAGUUACCUGUGGUAUGACUGUUAUAAGAGGAGCAAGCCCACAGGUGCUAUUUGUUUAUUGUGGUCAAUUAUGUCCGUAGUAUUUAAUUGCCAUUCACAAAUCUUUUUUAUGUGAUUACUGUGAUCUUUUUUAUAUGCAAAUAAUAUUUAAUAAAAAACUAUUCAAAAUUA